GAGAAGAUGUUUCAUUAUUAUUAUUAUUGUCAUCCGUACCUUUUUUUGUUGUUCGUUUGGCGUCUGAUGAUUCUGUCCACAUCAUCGGGUUGUAUUUGCAGCCUCGCUCACAGGUGUUGCUCUUCUUUUUCUCAUACACGCAGUGUUUUGUUUUGUUUUGUUUUUUUGUAUCUCCCCCCUCCUCCCGUUGUGCUGUCUCUGGUUGACUCGUGCGCGUUUCUCUUUUCCUCUCUUCGUUCCUUUGCAAGUUGUCCUGGGUGCGGUUGCCGAUAGGAUGGGCUUGUCCUCUGCACGGAUUACGCACUCACACAUGCACACGCUCUCUCUCUCUCACACGCUUGAGUUCAUUGACAAUGAUGUUUUUUUUUUCAGUAUCUUUUCUUUCUGUUAUAUAUACAUCGAACCUUGCCAAGUCAGAAACGUUCGCACCGGGGAAAAAUCGUAGACGUGUCACGGCAAAACUCAGACCAGAAGUCGAUCUGUUAUGCAUUAUGUUCUCGGAGCGCCGGGGGAUAAAUAAACCAUUAAAUCCAAAGUGGCGAAGGUGCCCAGAAGCCGUGGUGAAGGCAGGAACGGAAAAUGGGUGAUUCACCCUGACGUGUUCUGCGUUGAAAACGGAGUGUUGCGAAGCACCGCAAGAUGUCUUAGGAGCAGCCAAGUGCGUCUCUCCCAUCUAUGCGCUUCGUACAUCUACCACCACGAAGCGGCCGCAGCGGAGACGGCGCCAUCGCGUUGCUUACAUGAGCGAAAUACAAACAGAAGCCUCGAUUACCAGCGGUGACAACAACGUCGGAGUUGCGUUGCUUUCUUAACUAACGAGUUUUUCCUGACUGCUGCCGUAGAGACGGCAGAUCUACUAUCUUUGCAAUGCCAUUCUUCCCUUGUUCAAGAUGCAGCCCACCUCCCUGUUCUCUUCUGCACUUCUUCUUUCUCUUUUUUGUCCCCUUCCCCACCACAGGUUUCCUCGCCGACUUUUUCGCUUUGAAAUUUUUUCUUUUAAAUAACAGGUUUGAUGUGCGCCGUUUAUUCGAGUCUUUUUACUCGUGUUACUUCAUUCACCUUUUCUUUAUCGCCUGGACUGCAGCAUCGAUAUUCUUGAAGACACGUGAUCGUGAUCGUUUUCAGUGAAAUCUAUCAAAGAGUUAUUCCUUUCUUUAUCUCCACCGAACUUAGUACUUGCUUUGACGUCGUCUAUCGAGAAACGUCCUCUAAUGACGAGCUUCGUGCUGCUUGGGAUGGUGUACGCCUUCGGUGCGGCGUGCAUUGUGAACUACUUCAUCAUGUUUGUGCGCAUGCGCACCACCGAAAUGUACAUCCGCCGUCGCGAGAGGCUCGUCGAGGCACACCAAACUGCGCACAGAGGCGAGACGCAACACGACGAGGCCCCCGCCACAACCGCUGCUGAUGACUCGGUGGCUUCACCUGACAAAACGGCACAAAUCGUGGACCUGCUGCCUCGCGAGCCCCUCCACAUUGUGUUUCUCCACCCCGACCUCGGCAUUGGCGGGGCGGAGCGGCUGGUCGUGGACGCUGCCGUGGGUCUAAUGAAGAAUCAGUCUGUGCGACCCGUGGAGGUGGUCAUCGUCACGAACCACCACGACCCGUCCCGCGCCUUCAAGGAAACGGUCGACGGCACGGUCCGCGUCGUCGUGCGGGGCAGCGGUCUGCCAGCAAGCUUCUUCGGCCGCGGCAAGGCGCUGUGUGCCACCAUUCGUAUGGCCUUUGCCGCCUUCACCGCCUGCUGGGCUUUCCCUGAAACGAAUUGUUUUGUGGUCGACCAGGUGGCGGCCGCGAUGCCGGUGCUAACCUUCUGUGCGGGCAAGACGCCGAUCCUCUUUUACUGCCACUUCCCCGAUCAGCUCUGCGAUCCGAAUCGGAACGAGGACGGCACGCUGAGGGAUAGCAUCCCCGGGCACCAGGCCUACCGCGGCUUCUUCGAUGCGGUGGAGGCAAGGAGUCUCAAGCAUGCCACGAGCGUCGUGUGCAACUCGAAGUUCUCACGCCAGACGACGGUACGGACGUUUCCCGAGAUGGCCGAUAAGAUCGACGAGACAACGGAUGUUUUCUACCCACCGGUGAACAUGGAUGUGCACCACGUGACGACAGAGGUGCUGGCGCAGUCGCCGGCGCUGCAAGAGUUGCGCGAUGCCGUGAACGGGUCUAUCACCUUUGUCUCGAUCAACCGCUACGAGCGCAAGAAAAAUCUCACGCUGGCGGUGACCGCGUUUGCACGUUUGCUGGCGACGGACGAGUUCAGCCCCGCGUCCACCGGCGAAAGCGGCACAGUGGACACCACCCACCCGCACAGGCGUCUGCUGCUUAUUGUCGCCGGCGGCUACGACCCACGUCUGCAAGAGAACGUGCAGUACGCCGCUGAGUUGGAGGCGCACGCUGCUGAGCUGAAGAUUCCGUCGGAUCAGAUUCGCUUCAUGCGGAACAUCAGCGACGAUGAAAAGGCCAUUCUUCUGUCGUCGAUGCGGGCGCUGGUGUACACGCCGUCAAAUGAGCACUUCGGCAUCGUCCCGGUGGAGGCGAUGGCGUAUGGCAAGCCGGUGGUGGCCAUCGCGAACGGCGGCCCGUGCGAGAGCGUCGGCGACGCGGAGAGGGAGGACCCGUCGACCUGCGGGGGGCUCCUCUCCGCGCCGGAGCCUGCGGCCUUUGCGGACAAGAUGGCGCAAUUUGCCCGUGAGGCCUCGUACGCGGAGAAGGUUGGGACGCAGGGCCGUGCGCGCAUUCUGCAGCAGUUUAGCAUGGAGACGUUCAGCUCGAAGCUCGUGCGGCGCCUGCAGGCGUUGACGGCGGAGAGCGACAGCGAGCUUUUGAAGUCUGGCCUGGAGGAGGAAAAGAAGAAGGCGGGCAAGGGCGCGGUCAGCACACCUGCCACCUCACCUAACUCACCCGAAAAGAUGAAAGCUGAUUGA
Molecule: messenger RNA, 2921 nt
Organism: Leptomonas pyrrhocoris
Lineage: Eukaryota; Euglenozoa; Kinetoplastea; Trypanosomatida; Trypanosomatidae
Product: putative dolichyl-P-Man:GDP-Man1GlcNAc2-PP-dolichyl alpha-13-mannosyltransferase
Exons: 1
Coding region: 1212-2921 (569 amino acids)
Molecular function (GO): alpha-1,3-mannosyltransferase activity; GDP-Man:Man(1)GlcNAc(2)-PP-Dol alpha-1,3-mannosyltransferase activity
Source: RefSeq, a predicted model, not a curated record